AUGACUGAGAGCCUCCGACCUGCCUGGCGGCGUUCCCGAGCCGAUUUCUAUUCUGAGUUGGUGUCGCACUGUGCGGGCAACGUUCAGUUGGAGAAAGCCUUCCUCUGUCAGUUGAUGUGCUUGAAGCUGCUCCGUGUGCAAGUGUCUCCUCUGGCCGAAUCCGAGCGCCGUGAAAGGGUUAAGCAGAUGACCCGUGUCUUUUAUGGACACUUGCUGAGUGAAAAUGAGGAAGUUCAUGAGGCCGCCCACACAUGUUUAGAGGGCUGCUUAAAAGGGGACAAGGAGUACGCACCAAAACUUGUGGCUCCGUACGUCUUGGCUUUCCUCGACACAAGAUUGAAUUCCUCACUCGACUUGCCUGGCAAAGACUCCGCCAUGAACUUGUUGGGGAUGCUCUGCCGGUCUCUUGGUAAAGCUCAGCGGCGAAACUGGAUGGCACGGCUUGUGAAGCUCCUGCAACUCUACGAGACCGAGACGUUGGCUUGCAAACUCAAUGUACUGUAUCGAAUGAAGGAACUCUGGACACUCGACGCUGUCCCCAAGGCUACAUUUCCAGAAGCGUACGAGCUUUUGCUCGGAAUGAUGCGGUCGACUUCGCUGGAUUCUGAAUUGAGAGAGGCGAUUUUUGCUAUGUGCUUUCGCUAUUAG
Messenger RNA from Symbiodinium pilosum, 648 nucleotides. The record is from the annotation of a GenBank genome assembly. Lineage: Eukaryota; Dinophyceae; Suessiales; Symbiodiniaceae.